Molecule: messenger RNA, 2427 nt
Organism: Chaetomium globosum CBS 148.51
Lineage: Eukaryota; Fungi; Ascomycota; Sordariomycetes; Sordariales; Chaetomiaceae
Exons: 3
Coding region: 1-2427 (808 amino acids)
Biological process (GO): 7-methylguanosine mRNA capping; polynucleotide 5' dephosphorylation
Cellular component (GO): mRNA capping enzyme complex
Molecular function (GO): polynucleotide 5'-phosphatase activity
Source: RefSeq, a predicted model, not a curated record
AUGGAUCUCAGGGGCAUGCUGAACGAUAAUGUCCCUUCCGCAGGAGCCCCGAACAAACCGCCACAGCUGCAACAACAUGCGCAGCAACCCGCGCCGCCGUCGACUCCGGUGCAGGCAAAUCCACAGCAGUCUUUUCGCGACUACAGCCAAACUCAACCGUCUCCUGGGCGGCAUAUCUCCCACGACUAUGGCGCGCACCAUAUGCCCUCUGGCCCAUUCGCAUCCCCGCCCCCCUUUCAGGCUCCUCCGACUUCCUACGCCAACCGCCCGCCGCCACCGCAGCUCCAGCAAAUCCCAACGAACGAUCUCCGAUCGCCGGGCCUCGGCCCUGGGUCGGUAGCCUCUCCGUACCGACAAACUCCAACUGCCUCGCUGAGCAGCGCCGGUGGCUAUCCCUUCCCGCCGCAGCAAAAUCCCACGAGCCCCGUGCAGCGACACCAGUACCCGCCGACGGCCUCAUACCACCGAGACAGCUAUCCCCAGCCCGCGGCUGCCGUGGGUAUGACAGGCCCGCCGGCCGCCGGCCCGUACAUGCAAGGGUCUCACAUUCCCCAAACUCCACCGAUCGCGACCCCAGGCACGGGGCAUUCUUUUUUGCAUCGGGCUCAAUCGAUGCAGUCUACACCAACGCCAACAUCGGCACACAGCCAAUCGGCACAUUACGGCGCGCCUUUCGCCCAGGGGAGUCCCGUGGCAGCACCGCGUCCUCUUCAACAAGCGGACCCCUACCAACGUCAAUCCUCACAACCACCGACACCUGGGGGAACGGUCCCGUUGUCCGCUCGUCCAGCUCAAGUCGGCGGGACAUACGGGCCGCCAAGCCCAUACCAACAGCGCUUGCCGGGGCCGGGAAUCCAUCCAACUUCACAAACGUCGCCGCCGCCUCCACCGCCGCCGUCACUGCCCAGGCAUUCGAGUGUUCACAGCAUCCAGGACACUCGGAGUCAGGAAUCCGCCCGGACGCAGCAACAACAAAGCGACAGGGAACGAAGCGUUAGCGUGAGCCCAAAAACACGAGUCCCCAGUUUGCCAAGCAGCUCCGGUCGCCCCGGCACCUCGGUUUCUGAUCUUGAACCCUACGCGAACCAAGCCCAUACCGCUCCCACCAUGGCAGAACGCGCCGCCACACCAGCCAAACGGAAGCUUGACGACAGGGAACUACAACCGGAGGAGCUAGAAAAACGAGAGACACGACCGCCUCCGUUUGAAGAACAAAACGGACGUCCGACCCACUCCGAUCCCGGCGCCCCCAUGCAACGUCCAAUCAUGGCGAUGAAGGCCAUGAAACGAAGGGUGUUGUACCGGACCAUACCGGGAUGGGCAGAGUCGCGCAAGGAUCGGGCGCCCGCUCAACCUCACCGGGUUCUUUAUCAGCCGGUUCCGCAUUCCGGACCCCAAGUCAACGGCAAGGCCGACCGUCAACCGGAUCAGCCCGUCAAGGUUGAACGCUUGCAAAGUCGGCAUGCCUCGCCGGAAGAGAAACGCGCGGCGGCCCCAACCACACCGGCGGCGAGCGCGCCGUCGGACGCCGGCACUCAAUGGGGCCCGCUAGGACCAUGGGAGGCCAGCAUCACCAACUCGACAUUGGUGAAAUCCAAAGCCGCGGCGUCAAGUUUGAGAUCGAAAGCCAAACUCGGCAUGCUCGUCGACAAGAGCACUAAUCAACGAGUGGAACUUCCCGUUCAAUCGGAGUGUGUACUGAGCGACAACGGCAACUGGCUUGGGUUCCGGUCGAGUAUGACCGAGGUUCAACACAAGUCCUUCAACGGUUUUCUCAACUUCCUGGUGCAGCAAACGCACCCCGGAAAUAAAGCAGCCAACGCGGCACUACCCCGGCCGCGCCUACCCAUCGACUACCGCCACCGCCGCGAGGUCGAUAAGUUUUUUGAGCUGCCCGCCUCGGUCCGCGACCGCCUCCUACCGGUGUGUGUUGCGAAGCCCAUCGCCGCCAAGGGUCACAGCGUCAAGGUGCGAGUCUCGUACGACCAGAAGACCAACAAAGUCCUCGACAAGAUUAUCAAGGCGCGCAUUGCCGAUUUGAGCAUGCACUUCCCCGAUUUGCCUCUAGAUUGCCGCAUCAGCGUCAACCUAGAAAUGGACUGGGACGGUACGGUCGAGGACCUAGAGAAGAUGGCGAGUUCGACCGGACGCCCGCCUAUUCCGGCAAGGAUGAAGGACCGGCUAAGUUACAAACACGGGUGUUAUCAAAUCGAUCUGACCCAGGUUACGCAGAGCGUGGCGGGGGUUACCAAUACCCAGCGCACGGAAAAGGACCAUGAACUCGAGGUUGAAAUUGACCCGGCUCCCGUCAUUGAGCAGGGCCGGAGGGCCAUGGAGGGCCAGCCGCAUCAGUAUGUGGAGGUGGUGGACGGGCUGGUCAACAAUAUCAGGAUAUUGGCACGGAAAGCAAAGGAGUUUGCUGGGUAA